Ipomoea nil (Japanese morning glory) is the source of this 2592-nucleotide messenger RNA. RefSeq lists its product as uncharacterized. The transcript has 6 exons. Lineage: Eukaryota; Viridiplantae; Streptophyta; Magnoliopsida; Solanales; Convolvulaceae. The record is from RefSeq and is a predicted model, not a curated record. The coding region runs from base 247 to 2391 and encodes 714 amino acids.
ACAAACACAAACAAACCCACAUUUAUUUCUCUCUUGGCACCUUUCCUAUUCCUCAAUCCUCACUCCCAUUCACAUUCUUCACCCCACAAAAAUCACAGCUUUCUUUAAUUUUUCCUCCAAAAAAUUCCCACAAAGAUUUCCAUUUUCCUCAAGGGUUAUCAGUUAUCUCAUUCCUGUGGCAUUAUGAGUCUGUUGUUCUAGUUCACAGGUUUCAGGGUGAGUAGUUGAGCUGAUAGUGCAUUAGCCAUGGAGAAGAAGAGAUUGCAGAAAGAUAAUAUGCAGCUGAGAUGUAUGUGGGGUUUCCACCAUUUUCACAGGAGCAGAAGAAACCAGAAGGUGCUGUCUAAUGGAAGAACUCUGCAUAAGAAUGGGAAACUGCAACCAACAGAGCCCGGUAUGCUUGCUAAACGCGAUGAUGAGUUUCACAAGACAAAUGUAAAGAAGCCGAACGAGAAGAAAAAGAAGAAUCAUGCCAUAGCUAGCACCGAGAAACAUUCAAAGGAAGAUAUCGGGUUGUUUGAUCAUCUGAUAGAGAAGUCCAAGGCAGAAAGGAAUGCCUCACUGAACCAUUCGUCGCCUGUUUGUUGUUCUCCGAAAGAAAAACGGGGGGGCUUUCAGCAGGGUUCGAGUUCGGUGGAAGUGCAUAACAAGAACAAGAUAAACGUAGCAGCAAUCUUGGAAGAUAUCUGCAGCCAAAUUCAUCUGGAAAACAAAGAUGCAGCGAGAAGUGUUACGAGUGCAGAUUAUGAGCUGGUUCAGAUGAGUGCCAAGGCGUUUAUUGAUCAAAUGUUUAUAGACAGAAAGUACAUCAAGAGAAGCCAGGCGAGCUGCGAGUUUACAGACUUCUCUGAUGGGUUCGAGAUGUUGAAUUCGAACAAGGAUCUGUUCCUGAAGUUCCUACGAGACCCGAAUUCAUUGUUGGCCAAGCAGAUUCAGAGUUUGCAGCUCAAGGAAAUGGAAAAGGAGACAAUCAAGUCAUUCCCGAACCAAAAAUUCCCUGAUAAGAACAAAAUUCAAUCUGAACAGCAGUUAGAAGGACGAUUUACUGAUCCCCACCAGCCUUCAAACAAAAUCGUUGUUUUGAAGCCGAUGCCUAGAAGGGUUCAUUACACUGAAAACGUUGCCUGCAAUUGCUCGUAUUCAGUGUCUCCUCAAAGCUCGAGUAGUAAAAGAAGCAAUGGCAAGCACAAAAGUUUCUCUCUUGCAGAUAUUAAGAGAAAACUGAAAUCUGCAAUGGGAGAAAAGUUGGAGCAGCUGCCUAGUACUUCACAUAAACUCGAUUACAAACAAAAUAUUAAGGUUGUCAAAACCCGAGCAACCACCAAUCCCGGGAUGAAAAAUAAGGCAGACAAGGUACAAGACUCGGGCAAUGGACCUGAAAUGAGUUGCAUAACUGAAACUGUGCGCAAAAAAUUGGACCUGUCCAAGCAACAAGAAUUCGAUGUCUUUCUCGAGGCAAAAAGGCACCUCUCUCGGAGGUUUAUAAAUAUGAAUGAAGAUGAACAACCUCUAGAAAGUAGCCAAACGAAAACACUUGCUAGGAUUCUCGACUCACCUGAACGAGACUUUUGGGCAGCUCAAUGCCCCAAAGGGAAAGUUUUCUUCGGUUCACAAGCAGAGAAUGAGGAGGUUUCAAGUCAUAAACAUGUAGCCAAAACAAAUGAGGAUUCGCCUUCUAAAAGUCCAGACCGAGGAUCUUCGUUAGAUGUUUCUUCAUCAAGUCCAAUAAGCAUUACCAAACCGGGUGUUUCAGAGGAUGUCAAAGACAAGAAAGAGCAUCCUAGUCCAGUUUCUGUCCUCGACCUGUCAUUCAUGGAAGAUGUAGAUAGCCCAACAAGCUUGCCCGAAAAACCAACUGCAGGUGAAAUGCUUUUGCAACCACGACGAAUCAACUUUGAGGACUACUCACAAGAGGAUUCACCUUCACCCCUCAAUCCCGAGAAGGAUACAAUAUCUUCUUACAUCGAGUCAGCUUUGCAAGCAUUUUAUUCGAAUUGGGAAGAGCUCUGGUUAAACACCCCCUCGCCAGAACAGCUUAUUCAACCAUCCUUUUUUGAUGAACUGGAGUUAUCAUCUCUCGAUAUGCAUUGCAAUCCCGAUCUCCUACUAGACUACAUUAACGAAGUGUUACUCGAGACAUAUCAGUGCUACUUCGGGUGCCAUCCAUGUCUAUCGUUUCAGCCCGAAAAGGACGUGUUAUUGGAUAAGGUAACGAAAGAAGUGAAGCACAGGCUUUGUCCAUUAACAGAACAACCUACAUUGGACUGGCUAGUUUCCGAGGACUUAGCCAAACCUGGAUUGUGGCUCGAUUUAAGGAUCAAUUCUGCAGGUAUUGUGAGCCAAAUUGCAGAAGAAAUUUUCGAAGAAUCAAUCUUGGAAUUACUACUUUGAAUGAACACAGUGGAUAUAUAGAGUGUAGUCAUGUAGAGCAUUGGACUUAACCUUCAUACAAACUUAGUUGCAUUAUAGGGAGGUUUUUAUGUCCUCUUUAUAGUUAUCUUUUCUUAUCAGCUUUUGCUGGUGGUGUAUAUUGUGCCUGCAGUAAAACUGGAACUGAACAAUAUAGAUUACACUUUUUUUCUGGUUAUUGAA